Molecule: messenger RNA, 237 nt
Organism: Penicillium digitatum Pd1
Lineage: Eukaryota; Fungi; Ascomycota; Eurotiomycetes; Eurotiales; Aspergillaceae
Source: RefSeq, a predicted model, not a curated record
AUGAUCUUCGAGUGGAGGUGGAGGGUUCCAGAAGGAGACGGCGAUCAACGGAAGAAAGGAGCCCCUUGCCACCCGCCGGGUACGAAUUCCAUGCCCAAUCGCCAGAGUCCAAAUGCCGAAUUGUUCGAAAUCCAAGACCAAAAUGCCCCGUGGCAAAGGAAUCCGCGACCGCACAAAUGGGGCGGGCGUUUAAUCUCCGACCCCCCUUUCGUCAGGUUUAUUGAUCUAUUGGCCUAG